AUAAACACCUUUUCUUUUUCAUUUUCUCCAAUGCCUUCCAUUACCUUAAUUAAUUAGUAAUCACUAAACCCUAAAGAAAAGAGAGAAACAAACAAAAAUGGCAGUCAUCGAUCGGAUAUUUCCCAGUUCUUGCUUCUUUUUUGUUGCCAUUUUGCUUCUUUUAGCUCCCACAUUGUCAUUAGCUAAUCCAACAGUUCAUCACCAUGAGUUUGUUGUUCAAGCAACAAAAGUGAAGAGAUUGUGCAAAACUCACAAUACAAUCACAGUAAAUGGGAUGUUUCCUGGACCAACUUUGGAACUGCAUAAUGGAGACAGUUUAGUUGUCAAAGUUGUCAACAAAGCAAGAUAUAAUCUUACCAUUCAUUGGCAUGGUGUAAGGCAAAUGAGGACAGGAUGGGCAGAUGGACCUGAAUUUGUGACACAAUGUCCAAUUAGACCAGGAGGGAGUUACACUUACAGGUUUACUAUUGAAGGGCAAGAAGGGACACUUUGGUGGCAUGCUCAUAGUUCUUGGCUUAGAGCUACUGUUUAUGGUGCUCUAAUUAUAUACCCUAAAGAAGGAACCUCAUACCCUUUCCCUAAACCAAAAAGAGAAACACCAAUCCUUCUUGGGGAAUGGUGGGAUGCAAACCCCAUUGAUGUAGUGAGAGAAGCAACUAGAACUGGAGCAGCUCCAAAUAUUUCUGAUGCUUAUACCAUUAAUGGUCAACCUGGUGACCUUUAUAACUGCUCCAGCAAAGACACUGUAAUAGUUCCAAUCGGCUCCGGCGAGACAAACCUUCUCCGAGUCAUCAACGCUGCGCUCAAUCAACCACUAUUUUUCACCAUUGCAAACCACAAAUUCACAGUUGUUGGUGCUGAUGCUUCAUAUCUGAAACCUUUCACUACAUCAGUUAUUAUGCUAGGACCUGGUCAGACCACCGAUGUUUUGAUCUCCGGUGACCAGCCUCCGGCGAGAUAUUACCUGGCGGCACGUGCAUAUCAAAGUGCUCAAAAUGCUCCAUUUGAUAAUACUACAACGACUGCAAUUCUUGAAUACAACUCCGCUCCUUGCCCUGCUAAAUGUCUAACAAGCAAACCAAUUAUGCCUCAGUUACCUGCCUAUAAUGACACAGCCACCGCCACCGCCUUUAGCCAGAGCCAAAAAAGUCUCCGGAAAGUUGAGGUCCCGACUAAAAUUGACCAUAGCCUAUUUUUUACAGUUGGUCUAGGACUUAACAAUUGCCCAAAAAAUUUUAGAGCUAGAAGAUGUCAAGGUCCUAAUGGUACUCGCUUUACAGCAAGCAUGAACAAUGUGUCUUUUGUGUUUCCUUCAAGCUUUUCUUUACUACAAGCUUAUAAGCAAAACAUACCAGGAGUUUUCACAACAGAUUUUCCGGCAAGGCCUCCGGUAAAUUUCGAUUUCACCGGAAAUGUAAGCCGAUCACUUUGGCAACCUGUUCCAGGCACAAAACUUUAUAAAUUGAAGUAUGGAGAAUCAGUACAGAUUGUUUUACAGGACACAAGUAUUGUUACACCUGAAAAUCACCCAAUUCAUCUUCAUGGAUAUGAUUUCUAUAUUGUUGCUGAAGGAUUUGGAAACUUCAAUCCUAAAACUGAUAGAGCUAAAUUCAACCUUGUUGAUCCACCAAUGAGGAAUACAGCUGCAGUACCUGUUAAUGGAUGGGCAGUUAUUCGAUUUGUCGCUGACAAUCCAGGUGUCUGGUUAAUGCAUUGUCACUUGGAUGUGCAUAUCACAUGGGGAUUGGCAAUGGCUUUCAUAGUGGAAGAUGGAGUUGGAGAGUUGCAGAAACUAGAGUCUCCUCCUCUUGAUUUGCCUAUUUGUUAGGAACUAAUUAAGAUUGGUUUAUAAAAAGAAUGCUACCCAUCAAUAGAGGGUUUAGUUGCUAUAUAUAUUAUAUAUAGUUUUUCAAAAACUAUAUUUUUUCCUAUUGAUAGUAUUAAUAAUUUCAAUGUCGGUUUUCCCUGCAUUUGGGGACAUAGUUUCUUGUUAUUUUUAUGUUUAUUUUUUUUGGAUAGGUUAAUCAGAGAUGAAAAGGCAGGUUUAGAAGAAGAGAUGGUGUCUUGAAAAAUUAGUUACCAUCUCAUUUUAAAUACCUGUACUGUAAAUUUCUUUGUUUCAAUUGUUACUUGGAAUAAUACAUUCUACUUUUUGAAAA
Messenger RNA from Jatropha curcas, 2159 nucleotides. RefSeq names its product laccase-12. Gene Ontology annotation, cellular component: apoplast. Gene Ontology annotation, molecular function: copper ion binding; hydroquinone:oxygen oxidoreductase activity. Gene Ontology annotation, biological process: lignin catabolic process. NCBI's taxonomy places the organism in Eukaryota, Viridiplantae, Streptophyta, Magnoliopsida, Malpighiales, Euphorbiaceae. The record is from RefSeq and is a predicted model, not a curated record.